CUAGGUAGACAGCUCAUGGUUUUUGAGAGGCAAUCAGUGAAUCUGAUACUCACACAUCUCAGUAUAUACAGAGGUUGACAUUACCUGGUACCUAGGAAAAGUCAAAGUAAUGUGACCAGAGGGCUGUCGACAAGAUGUAGAUUUUGUCUAACAGACGGCCAGGUCAGCAUGAAAACCACGUGUCUUACAGAUUAGAUACGGGCAUAGUUGAGUCUCUCUCUCGCCUGGCAGUUGCUGUAUCAUUGAUUUAAUGCUGAAUGAACGCUGACUCUUGAGCGAAGCUGCGAACCACGAGCAUGACAUGAAAUCGCGGUGAUGUGUCUGGUGCUAAUAUUUGGAGGCAGCAUUUAAUUCCGUUUCCAGAGCAGACUAUUUUUAACCUUAACGUUUCUGCUGGAUGCGAUGUCCUAUCUGAACCCCCGGGGAAGAGAGCUCGAGCGUUUUGAUGGACUAUCGCUUAUUUACUGGACACUGAUGGGUCCAUAUGGAGCAGAUCGAGCAGUGCAUUCUAUGGAGUUUACAGACUGUGAGAAUGGAUUAGGAAUCAAAGUGUUCGGUGGUGUUAAAGAACUAUCAGGAGAAGAAUAUGGCGUUUAUGUGAAGAGGAUCUUACCUGGUGGCCUUGCUUCCAGUGAUGGAAACCUGCAGCCUGGAGACCAAAUCUUGGAGGUGAAUGGUGAAAGCUUGAUUGGCGUGACAAGUGAACGAGCGGUGGACAUUCUUAGAGCAGCAUCCUCAACCAAUCAUAUGCGCCUUCUCAUAGCCAGAGAUGAGGAAGCCAGGAGAGAAUUUGCAGAGCUCCUUGAAAAAUACGGCUCAAACGGCAGCACAGGAUCUACCAGGAAUUCACCUAUUCAGCAUACAGGCAGAUACUUGGACAGCACAUCAUCAGGGUCUUCAUCCAGAUCUCAAAGUCCUCUAUUACUUAGUCCUGCUGGGUCCCAGAGUAACUACAACAAUACAGGACCCUUGCUACGCUCCCUAAGUCACCCAGGUGAAGGGGUGAUUCAGCUGAUAUCAAUCGCUCGCUCCUGCAGACUGGGUAUUACAAUCGGCGGUGGCUCCAACAGACCUGAUGGGCCUGCAGUUUUCAUCCAGGAAGUGCUGUCUGGAGGAGAUUGUCAUCGGGAUGGACGGCUCAGACCCGGAGAUCAGCUUAUCGCCAUUAACAAGGAGUCAUUGAUAGGAGUCACGUAUGAGGAGGCCAAAAGUGUGCUCAAUAAGGUCCAAUUCAGUCAGGAACCAGUGGUGGAUAUUGCCUUCAUCCCAGGAAAAGGACCUUUUUCCAACAGCCCAUUGUUGCAUAAUGGAGUUCAGAGGGGGGUUGGGAAUGGAUACAACUCCAGCCGGUUAAAGGUUCAUGUCCGAUCUCCUGAGAUGCGACGAGAGGAAACAGCUCCAGCGCUUUCAUCCUCCCCGGAUAUCUGCCCUCCAGACAUACAGGUUUCAGCCUCCACCGCGCAGAGACAAGCCACUGUUUCCAAACCCAGGAUCUCACUGGACCCCCACAUACGGCUCAAAUCAGAGAAGCUCGAUCUGGCUCUGUCGUACCUGGGUCUGGAUGUAACAGAUGAGAAGCAGCGGCAGCUCAGAGAGAGUCUCACUACAGACCCUCAGGGAACUGUAUCGUAUGGAGACUUUGUGGAAGCCACCCGCAGCGUUUAUCAGGAGAAGCUGGAGGAGGCGGGACUGGGACAGGGUCCCUUCAUGUUCUCCUAUCAGGAAGCAGCUAGUUUGAUGGACACGUCUGCCUUUCAUUCCCCAACCUAUGAGUCAGAGUGCAGCUACAGCAGUGAGGAACUCGAGGAGUUUCAGACUGAAGUCAAACAACUCCAGCUACAAAUGAAACAACUUAAGGUGUUACUGAAAGACACAGAAGACAGCAAGAAGACUCUGGAGGAGGAACUGCAGAAGACGGCUGAGAAGGCCACAGCCACAGUGGAGGAGAAUAAGUCUCUGAAGAGCAAGCUGCAGGUAGCAGAGGCUGUUCAGAGACAGACUAACAGUGCCGAGCAAGACUAUGAGGAGGUCAUUCAGCUCCUGGAGGCUGAAAUCAAAGAUCUGAAGAACCAGCUAGCCGGAAAGAAACAGAGAGGCCUGGAGGCUACCAAGGAGGAUGGGAUGGAGCUGAACAGGAGGCUCACUAUCACUGACAGCCAGUUGAGAAGGUCUGAACUCACACGGAAACAUCUGGAGAUAUCCAACAAGAAGCUACUUGGCUUUGCACAGAAUGUCCACGAAGUUCUCACUAAUACCAGCUUAUUUGGGAUUGAAAGUGGGUGCGCACGAGCAUCUCCAGUGACCGACAGCCCCGACACACCCUCCCCGAUCCCAGACCCCGCCUGCCAGCUCGCAGCUGAGGCCAAAGUGCUCGUAGAUGGUGUCUGCUCACUUUGCACUGAGGACCACACGUUAGUGCAGUACGUAGAGGGAGACGUUGUGAAGGCUGAAGAGGACUGUGAUUCCGACCUCGUUCAGUGGCCACAACCUCCUGUCCUCGGGGCUCCUGCAGUAGAGCGGAGAGGUUAGUAGAGCAUCUGGGAUGGACAGACAAACCGGGCUCAUUCAGAACACCAAGGUCAAUCUGCAACUAUACCGUGGAAAAUAAGAGACUGUGAAGAUUUGCAGUGUGGUUUGUACUCUUUCAAGCAGUUAUCAGACGCCUGAGCUCUACCAAACUCAUACUCAUUUUUUAAAGCAGUCCGUGUACAUAUUUAACAUGUAGCAGUACUGAGUGUCAUUACAUAAAGGCAGAAACCAACCGAGGGAAUUCAAAUCUGAAACAUAGACGUCACUGUUAACAGCAGAGGUGACUUUGAGAUGCUCAAAUGUGAUUUCAACCGUGUCUCAAUAACACUUAUAGCAGAUGAAGCAGAACCUCUCUAUUAGAGUUAGGUAUAUUAUACAGUUCAUGUAUUACAUUUCACUUAGGGAUCUUCAGGACAGUCCCCACUCUUCAUCAUUUGAUAUGAUGCUUAUUUGUAUCUGUUCUGAGAAGUGCUAUGAUGUUUUAAAGAUUUUAUAUUUUCGGUCCAAAUCUUUUAUUAUUCAGAGACACUUAGACACGCUCGCUUCUAAGUGUGUGCGCGGUUGCCAUCAUAAACCUUGUAAAUCUCGCCGUCGAACCCUUCGAUGUCCUCUUCAUGUCUUUGCCGAUCAUGUCAGUCUACGCUGGGACGCAUUUGCGGUGCAGGUCAGUCCAAUGUCACCCAGCAUCCACUGCAUUACGAUCAGUUAUGGUCUGUUAAGUGCUUUGGGGGGAUCCUUCAUGGUUCGUUUCGUUGAUGGACGUUGAUUGCUCCAUCUCGGCGUCUUUGGGACUAUACUGAUUGUUCUGGGGGGGGGUUUCUUGUCAUGGCACUGGUGUCGAGUAAUGGGAGUCAUAUUGCAGUGUUUCACCCCGAAUGCAUCCAUUCGGCUGAACAAUGCACAUGGUUCGGGUUACUGUUUUCAUAAGCACACUGUAUUCGGCUGUUUUGUCUUGCCGUAUAGGAUCUACAGUCACUUAUAUCAAUGUGUAAUAAGCUGGUGUCAUUCAUUUCCUGAGGACAGAGGUGUACGGUUAUGCAGAUGGUUUGUUGAUAUUAAUAACAGCACAUGCUUUGCAAAUGCUGACAUGUAGUCCUGUGAUUUAACUAGAUUGCAUCAUAUGUGUGGCCUAAAUAUCUUUCUUUUAAUGUUUUUAUUAAAGUCGGAACAAAUGUG
This is a messenger RNA of Sinocyclocheilus rhinocerous, 3705 nucleotides long. RefSeq names its product syntaxin-binding protein 4-like. The record is from RefSeq and is a predicted model, not a curated record. Gene Ontology annotation, molecular function: protein binding. Lineage: Eukaryota; Metazoa; Chordata; Actinopteri; Cypriniformes; Cyprinidae. Bases 403 to 2529 code for a protein of 708 amino acids. The transcript has 22 exons.